This is a messenger RNA of Capronia epimyces CBS 606.96, 1881 nucleotides long. RefSeq lists its product as uncharacterized. The record is from RefSeq and is a predicted model, not a curated record. Gene Ontology annotation, cellular component: membrane. The coding region runs from base 1 to 1881 and encodes 626 amino acids. Gene Ontology annotation, molecular function: transmembrane transporter activity. Lineage: Eukaryota; Fungi; Ascomycota; Eurotiomycetes; Chaetothyriales; Herpotrichiellaceae. The transcript is spliced from 4 exons. Gene Ontology annotation, biological process: transmembrane transport.
AUGACCGAUCGUCAUGGCACCGACCGGCGAGCGUCGUCCGACCAUCAGCCAGUCCAACGCGACGAUCUGGAGGAAACUGCCUCCCUGCUGCUGAGCCGGACGCGCUCAGAAGAAGACAUUGGCUUUGUGGAAAACAUCGCCGUCCAGGAUCCUUUGGCCGACGAGUCCAAGUCUCUUCUGGGUGGCGACGAUGGAGACGAUAGCGUCGCUACCGCCUGGCCGCGUUCAAUCAGCUACCUGAUCAUGCUGAGUGCAUUUCUCACCAGCCUGAGUUUCGGCGUCACCCAAGUUCCCAUGCUAUACGUCUUUCGACUCAUGACCUGCGAUGCUUACUACAAAAGCCAUCCUGCUCCGGGGUCUGGCCCCGUGGCUGAUUCGACAGUGACGGGCCUGUCCGGGUCACUGCUGUCCUAUAUGUUGGCCACGCCGGAAGUCGAUCCUACGGGCAUACGAAUCCAAACCGCCACCGAUCGGUGCGCGAUCCACGCCAUCGAGAGCUCCACGGCCCUGUCGAUCUCCCUGCUCGGGGCGAGCACGACCAUCUUCGGCCUGCUCAAUCUGUUCGUGACGACUUCGUUGAUCAAACGCAUCGGCGUCAAGCCGACGCUGAUCAUCCAGGUCUUCUUCCCGGCUGUCAGGUUGCUUGUCCAGAACGUCGGGAUAGAGCUCUGGGGCAGCGUGGGCAUCAUCAUAAUCCAAGCCUCGCAGGUGGUGAGCAUUGCUGGCGGCCCAAGCGGCUAUCUGCUGGUACUGAACACAUUCAUCACCGAAGUCGUCGACCACGAGCACCGAACUGCAGCGCUGGGCCGCUUGACAGGAAGCAUGAUGUCUGGCUCGGCCUCAGGCUUCCUUCUGGGCGGCGUCGUGGCAGAAUUCCUUGGGAUCAAGGCCCCGUACCGGCUGACCUUUAUCUUAUUCCUGAGCAGUUGCGCCUUUGCUUUUGUCUUCUUGCCGCAUAUCCCUCCCCCGAAGGCGAAAGAAUCCCUGGGGCCUUCGAUCGAGGGCAAGAAUAAGCCGAGAUUCUUCCGCAGAUUCGUCGGCCCUUUGAGCGUGUUUGCGCCACGGAAAUUCAUUGGAAGUGACGGAGUAGUCCGGACAGAAUAUGGUCCUUUUCUGCUGGCUUGGGGCGUGUUUCUCGGCAUUCUGGCUACAGGCUAUCUGCCCACUUUGCUUCAACUGUAUUCGACCAACGUUUUUGGCUUUGGAACCAAAAAGAACGGCUGGUUGAUCUUCAUGCACUCUAUGCUUCGAGGCGUCUUUUUGACCUUCGCCUUCCCGAAGCUCAUUGCAGUCGGAAGACGGUGGACCGCCAAGAAGGAAGAGGAUGCUCGUGCAAGAGCCGGAAGGGACUUGGACUCGACGGAGCGGGAGCCAUUGCUAUCGAGCAGUUCAUCUCAGACGGCCACCGCGGACAGCGAUGAUGCUCACGACAAGCCACGCGACAAGGAGCAAACAUUCAAGUUCGAUCUCACCUACACAAGGUUUUCGUUGAUCGCCGACGGACUCCUUACGCUUCUUUGCUCGUUCGUUCACAAAGGAUGGCAGAUGUACCUUGUAGCCGUUGUGCUGCCAUUCGCUGCAGGCACGGGUUCGGCCGCCAAAGGGACGAUUCUUCAGAUGAUUGGAAGUUCCGCCAGCAGUGCUGAAAGAGCCGACGCUUUGGCUGGAAUCAGUCUCGUGGAGAACAUGGCUCGACUGUCGACGACCUUUGUAUUCGGUGUCGUCUUUGCGUUUUUCGCCAGUAUCGGGAGAACAGAGCUUGUUUUCACAGUGAAUGCGGCUGUUGCUCUGAUAGGGUUUACUGUGGUGCUCUUUGCUCGGUUCCCACCGGAAGGCAGUCGUCGGCUCGACCAUCAGGACGAGGCGACUUCUGAGAUCUGA